UGAAAGAUAAAACCAGGAUAGACUCUCUGAUAGAGGAAGAGGGCCUUGGAUGCUGCUAAUAUAGCACUUUGCUUUGCAAUACAUUUGCUCGCCUUCCAUAGCUUGUCUUCAUUGGCUCUCUCUCUCUCUCUCUCUCUUAGCUCUGCUGAACAUAUAGCUCUAUGAACUGUGGUAUUGCUUUACUUCAAUCAGAUAAAAAUUAUUGGUUUCUCUAGAACCCACCUCCUGUAUACCAGAGAGCUUCCCAUGGCUGCUUCUGAUAUGAGGUCCAUCUCCUUCUUUUUUAUAAUUCUUGUGUUUCUAACAACUUCUCUUCCUGUCUCGGCACAUUAUCCAUCUCUUAAAAGGCAAGCUUCAAUCCUGGUUUCUCUCAAACAAGCUUUCGAGUCGUUCGAUCCUUCUCUAAGUAGCUGGAAUGUAUCGAACUACUUGUCCCUUUGUUCUUGGACUGGUGUCCUUUGUGACAGAACGAACAGAUUAGUUGUUUCACUAGACAUAUCAAAUUUCAACAUCUCUGGUUCUCUCUCCCCUGUAAUCACAGAACUUGUUAGCCUUGUUAAUCUUUCAGUCGCUGCAAACAGUUUUUCCGGCUCUUUUCCGCCAGAUGUUCACAAGCUAGGAAGACUUCAGGUCCUCAACAUGUCCACCAACAUGUUCAGUGGAGAUUUGAACUGGGAGUUCUCUCAGUUGAAAGAGCUUGUUGUGCUAGACGCUUAUGAUAACACUUUCAAUGGCUCCCUUCCUUUGGGUGUCACUCAACUUCCCAAGCUGCAACGCUUGGACUUUGGCGGGAAUUUCUUCACUGGGAAAAUACCUCCAAGCUAUGGAGAUAUGAAGCAGCUCAAUUAUCUUUCACUUGCAGGAAAUUCAUUGGGCGGGUUCAUACCAAGGGAACUUGGUAAUCUUACUAAUCUCCAGCAGCUUCUUUUGGGUUAUUACAACGAAUUUGAUGGUGGAAUCCCAUCAGAGUUGGGUAAGCUGAUCAAUCUGUUUCAUCUAGACCUUGCAAGUUGUGGCCUGGAGGGUCCAAUUCCUCCAGAGUUGGGCAAUCUGAUAAACUUAGACACAAUAUUCUUGCAAAUAAAUCAACUCAAUGGUUGGAUCCCUCCUCAACUCGGGAAUCUGAGUAGUCUGAAAACUCUUGAUCUUUCGAAUAAUGCACUAACUGGAGCUAUCCCGGUGGAGUUCUCAGGCCUCCAUGAGCUUACACUCUUGAACUUAUUCAUCAACAAAUUUCAUGGUGAGAUCCCCCGUGCCAUUGCAGAGCUACCCAAGUUAGAAGUCCUAAAAAUGUGGCAGAAUAACUUCACCGGAGCCAUUCCUUCCAAGCUUGGUCAGAACGGUAGACUAAUUGAGCUUGAUUUGUCAAGUAAUAAGCUCACUGGAUUGGUCCCUAAAUCUCUAUGCUUGGGAAGGAAGUUGAAGAUCUUGAUUUUACUACACAAUUUUCUGUUUGGCCCUCUGCCUGAUGAUCUUGGCCAAUGUUACACUCUCCAAAGAGUUCGAAUUGGUCAUAAUUAUUUGACUGGCUUAAUACCAAAUGGAUUUCUUCACUUGCCUGAGCUAUCACUCAUGGAAUUGUACAAUAAUUAUCUUAGUGGGCCACUUCCGCAGGACACAAGCAAGGUAACCUCGAAACUCGUCCAGCUAAAUCUUUCAAAUAAUCGCUUAUCUGGGACUCUUCCUACUUCUAUUGGAAACUUCCCCAGAUUGCAGAUUCUUCUACUAGAUGGAAACCGAUUCACAGGAGAAAUUCCAUUCGACAUGGGUCAGUUGAAAAAUAUCCUAACUUUGGAUCUGAGUAGAAACAACUUUUCAGGCAGAAUCCCUCCUGAGAUUGGUAAUUGCCUCUUGCUGACUUCCUUGGAUUUGAGUCAAAACCAGUUUACAGGCCCAAUCCCUGUUCAAAUUUCACAAAUUCAUAUAUUAAAUUAUCUCAAUGUAUCAUGGAACCACCUUAGCCAGAGCCUCCCUAAGGAAAUUGGGUCGAUGAAGAGCUUAACAUCAGCGGAUUUCUCCCACAAUAACUUCUCUGGUCCAAUACCAGAAACAGGACAAUAUUCAGUAUUCAACUCAACAUCCUUUGCUGGUAACCCUCAGCUCUGUGGUCCUUACUUGAGCCCCUGCAGCUAUUUAUCAAGCUCACCAUUAGAAUCCCACAACCAUAGUGGCAGCAGGCCUCAAGUCCCUGCAAAAUUUAAGCUUAUUUUUGCUUUGGGACUCCUGCUAUGCUCGUUGGUAUUUGCUGUUCUAGCAAUCAUGAAAACCAGAAAGAUGAGGAGGAAUUCAAAUUCCUGGAAGCUCACGGCGUUCCAGAAGCUAGAAUUUGGAAGUCAAGACAUUCUGGAAUGCAUAAAGGAAAACAAUAUUAUAGGAAGAGGUGGAGCUGGGAUUGUGUACGGAGGAACCAUGCCAAAUGGGGAGGAAGUAGCCGUGAAGAAGCUGUUGGGAAUAAGCAAAGGUUCUUCUCAUGACAAUGGCCUCUCUGCAGAAAUACGUACACUGGGGAAAAUCCGUCACAGGAAUAUUGUGCGAUUGCUGGCCUUUUGUUCAAAUAAAGAGACCAACUUGCUUGUAUACGAAUACAUGCCAAAUGGAAGUCUAGGCGAAGUUCUGCAUGGGAAGAGUGGUGGUCAUCUGAAGUGGGAGUCUAGGCUUAAAAUAGCCAUUGAAGCCGCAAAAGGAUUGUGUUAUUUACAUCAUGAUUGUUCGCCUCUGAUAAUCCAUCGGGAUGUCAAAUCCAACAACAUUUUACUUAACUCAGAUUGCGAAGCUCAUGUGGCAGAUUUUGGACUCGCCAAGUUUUUGCAAGACACUGGAACAUCAGAGUGCAUGUCUGCGAUUGCAGGCUCUUAUGGCUAUAUAGCUCCAGAAUACGCGUACACAUUGAAAGUUGAUGAGAAAAGUGAUGUCUACAGCUUCGGGGUGGUACUCCUAGAACUCGUGACGGGAAGGAAACCAGUCGGUAAUUUUGGUGAAGAAGGGUUAGACAUUGUUCAGUGGGCCAAGAUGCAGACUAACUCACGCAAAGAAAGAGUGGAGAAAAUUCUGGACGAACGGCUGGGGGGUGACAUUCCACUAGAUGAAGCAAUGCAGGUGUUCUUCGUCGCAAUGUUAUGUGUUCAAGAGCACAGCGUGGAGCGCCCCACCAUGAGAGAAGUUGUUCAGAUGCUUGCAGAAGCUCAACAACCUAAUACGUUUCGAAUGCAAUGACAUCCCAAUCAUGCAAGAUCUUCGAAGUAUUAAAACUAAAACAUAACAGCAGCAGAUCGACAAGCAGUUUCAGUACACAUAUAACAUGAGUGGAAAUGCUUUUUUUUUUUUUUUUUGGGAUUUUACGUUUGCAUAGGAUUAUGCUUUAUAUUAAUUGUUGGUUCAUGUAGUUAGAGUUGAUCGGCGGGGUGUUGUGGUCAUUUAAGUUCUCCAAGUAAACAUGAACAGUAAGGGGACUGCAAAAAGUGAUGGUAUAUAUGGUUGGCUGAAUUAUUGUGUCAUCA
Molecule: messenger RNA, 3497 nt
Organism: Carya illinoinensis
Lineage: Eukaryota; Viridiplantae; Streptophyta; Magnoliopsida; Fagales; Juglandaceae
Product: leucine-rich repeat receptor-like serine/threonine-protein kinase BAM3
Exons: 2
Coding region: 247-3213 (988 amino acids)
Biological process (GO): protein phosphorylation
Molecular function (GO): protein kinase activity; ATP binding; receptor serine/threonine kinase binding
Source: RefSeq, a predicted model, not a curated record